Molecule: messenger RNA, 880 nt
Organism: Homalodisca vitripennis (glassy-winged sharpshooter)
Lineage: Eukaryota; Metazoa; Arthropoda; Insecta; Hemiptera; Cicadellidae
Exons: 4
Coding region: 285-713 (142 amino acids)
Molecular function (GO): protein binding
Source: RefSeq, a predicted model, not a curated record
GGUUGCGAUGAAGUUCGUACACUGUUUAUAGAUACGGUAUUAUCGCACAAACAUAACCUCAACGCGGUACAUUCAUUCGUGAGUUUUUAUUACCGAAUAAAGAUAAGACUAAAAGAAUUCGUGUGUAAUGCGAUACUUACAAGAUGUCGUAUCAUUGGAACAUUAAUUUGUAAGAAAAAAAUUUCCUGGUGGUUCCAACUCAAGGUCAACUGUGAUCCAAGAGUGGUAUCAGGUCAGACCCCAGUCAGUUCCGCUGUGACCAAGUACCAGUUCAGUGAGAAAACAUGCAGCCUACUACUUUAGUGUGUUGUCUUUUAUUUGUCGUGUUGGCUGUUGUGGUGGUCCCUGGCAACAGCCAAGUGUUGCGGACUCGCACCACCACACCUCUGCCACCCCGCAGGGAGAGAUUACCCUACACUCCAGUGAGGGGUAGUCAGCGUCAGGAGAGGCUGCCCUACACCCCUGUCAAGCCUACCACCAUGCGUCCUGGCAUGGUACUCAGGAGCAGAACAACUACCAGAAGAGUGCCGUUUCCCACGAAGACUACGCCGAAACCCUGCAACUGUAACUGCAACAUCACUGACUAUCGACCACUGUGUGCUGGCGAUGGAACAGAUCGUGACACCUUCGCCAACCAGUGCCAACUCGACUGUUUUAACUGCACACACAACAAGAGAUAUCGAGUGCUACAACAAGGAGAGUGCAGCAGAUAGAAAGUUGACCGAAUGGAGUUAUGACUAUCAGAAACUGGAAUGCAUCCAUUAAUUUGCUAAUUGUUGGUUGAAUAACAUUACCAUUCUAUGUACAUGAUAUAAUUUUAUAUUUUUAAAUAUUAAUAUGUAUAUAUUGUUUUAAAAUACAAAAUGAAAAUGUUAUUGUA